Saccharomycopsis crataegensis is the source of this 1905-nucleotide messenger RNA. RefSeq names its product serine/threonine protein kinase. Bases 1 to 1905 code for a protein of 634 amino acids. The transcript has a single exon. Gene Ontology annotation, biological process: peptidyl-serine phosphorylation; intracellular signal transduction. The record is from RefSeq and is a predicted model, not a curated record. Gene Ontology annotation, molecular function: ATP binding; protein serine/threonine kinase activity. NCBI's taxonomy places the organism in Eukaryota, Fungi, Ascomycota, Saccharomycetes, Ascoideales, Saccharomycopsidaceae.
AUGCAGUUUAAUCCUUUUGGCAGUAGCCAGUAUUACAAACAACAACAACAACAGCAGCAGCAGCAGCAGCAGCAGCAACAACAACUACAACUACAACAACAACAACAACAACGGAUGAUGUACAUUCCACAACAGUCUCUGUCUCAACAGCAAUCUCCAACUUCCCCAAACUCUGUUUCAUCUAAUCAACAACAAAAUUAUUAUCAACAAUCUAGAUAUAAUAAUGAUUCAGUCAUCAACCAACAACCAAAACGGGUGUCGUAUUUCAACAUGAACAAGUUUUAUUCAAAGAGCCCCGGCACCACUAGUCCAACAUCGACCAUUAACCAAAUAAAUACCAAUCGAAUAAUACCCACGAACCAAAUAAAUGCCAACCAACCUAACGAUUACCAUCCCGGAUCUAUCAAUUCCGCAAUCACUAGCCCAAAAAGCCCAAAUUUCCCGGUACCGAUUGCCCAAGAGAAAGUGGUAUCGUUCACUAGAAGACCGGAUUUGUUUCCCAAAGCCACUCAAGAAAAGGCCUCGGCAACCUCUUUGAAAAUCGAAAACUAUUAUCAUCAAUCAGUCAACCAUGCCAUCGACAGAAAUAAACGAAGAUUGCAAUUGGAAAAUGAUCUUGAACGAGAAGGCAGUGACGAAAGGAAAAAUCGGGCCAAGAACUUGUUGAAGCUCAAAGAAUCGCAAUUCAUCAGGUUAAGAAGAACCAGGCUUUCGUUACAGGAUUUCAAAACCAUCAAGGUCAUUGGUAAAGGGGCGUUUGGUGAGGUUCGAUUAGUGCAAAAAGUCGAUACUGGCAAAGUGUUUGCCAUGAAAACUUUGAUCAAAUCGGAAAUGUCCAAAAGAGACCAAUUGGCGCAUGUCAGAGCUGAACGAGACAUCUUGGCCGGUAGUGAUUCCGAAUGGGUGGUGUCGUUGUUUUAUUCUUUCCAAGAUUCCGACUUCUUGUAUUUGAUCAUGGAGUUUUUACCUGGUGGUGACAUGAUGACGAUGUUGAUUAAAUGGCAAGUGUUCACCGAAGAUAUCACCCGAUUUUAUAUCGCCGAAUGUGUGUUGGCCAUCGAAGCGAUCCACAAAUUGGGGUUCAUCCAUAGAGAUAUCAAACCAGAUAAUAUUUUGAUCGAUAUUGACGGGCAUAUCAAGCUCAGUGACUUUGGGUUGGCCACGGGGUUCCAUAAGAUGCACGAUUCUAACUACUACCGGAAAUUAUUGGGGAAAGAACCGGUUUCCAAACCAAGCCACAACCGAACCGUGUCGCUUGUCAAUGAUAAUCAACAACAAGCCAUUCACUUGACCAUCAAUAAUCGAGACAAGAUUCAAACUUGGAGGAAAAACCGAAGAUUGAUGGCGUAUUCCACCGUCGGGACCCCCGACUACAUUUCCCCGGAAAUUUUCAUCCAUCAAGGAUACGGCCAAGAAUGUGAUUGGUGGUCGCUUGGGGCCAUCAUGUAUGAAUGUCUCAUUGGCUGGCCACCGUUUGCUUCGGAUACUCCUCAAGAAACUUACCGGAAGAUUUUGAAUUGGCAAGAGACCUUGGUGAUCCCUGAAGAAGUCCACUUAUCCCCGGAAAGUGAGGAUUUGAUAAGAAGUUUAUUGACCAAAGCAGAGUAUCGAUUAGGUAGAGGAGGUGCUGCAGAAAUUAAAGCCCAUCCGUUUUUCCGAGGGGUCGAUUGGUCCACCAUUAGACAGGUACGGGCGCCGUUCAUUCCUAAAUUGACGAGUAUUACCGACACGAGAUUCUUCCCGACCGAUGAUUUGGAAGGGGUUCCUGAUAAUCCAGUGUUGUUGCAACAAAGGGAUAGACAAGGUGGGACCGAUACCGCCGGUAGCUCAGGUAAUGUUCGAAAUGAUUUGCCAUUUAUCGGGUACACGUAUUCUAGAUUUGACUAUUUGACAAAGAAGUUUUGA